Molecule: messenger RNA, 480 nt
Organism: Apaloderma vittatum (bar-tailed trogon)
Lineage: Eukaryota; Metazoa; Chordata; Aves; Trogoniformes; Trogonidae
Gene: GLTP
Product: glycolipid transfer protein
Exons: 3
Biological process (GO): intermembrane lipid transfer; ceramide transport
Cellular component (GO): cytosol; membrane; cytoplasm
Molecular function (GO): ceramide 1-phosphate binding; ceramide 1-phosphate transfer activity
Source: RefSeq, a predicted model, not a curated record
CCUCAGAAAAUCCGGGCAGUUUACGACUCCAACCCCACCAAGUUCAAAACGCUGCAAAACAUCUUGGAGGUGGAGAAGGAGAUGCACGGCUCGGCCUGGCCCAAGACAGGCGCUACACUGGCGCUGAUGUGGUUGAAAAGGGGCCUGAAGUUCAUGCUGGUGUUGCUGCAGAGCAUCUCUGACGGCGAGCGGGACGAGGAGCAUCCGAACCUCAUCCGAGUCAACGCCAUGAAGGCUUACGAGAUCGCGCUGAAGAAAUACCACGGCUGGAUGCUGCAGAAGCUCUUCACGGGCUCGGUCUAUGCUCUUCCAUACCGAUCAGAUUUGCUGAAGGCGUUAGAGAAGGGCAAAGAAGUAAAAGAGGAGGAAAGCCUCGAGAAAAUUCAUCAGUUCCUCUCGAGGGUCACCCCCAUCCUGGAUGCGAUUUAUGAGAUGUACACGAAGAUGAAUGCUGAGCUGAGCUACAAAGCCUAAAAGCUC